Molecule: messenger RNA, 2101 nt
Organism: Argiope bruennichi
Lineage: Eukaryota; Metazoa; Arthropoda; Arachnida; Araneae; Araneidae
Gene: BHD
Product: folliculin-like
Exons: 11
Coding region: 96-1778 (560 amino acids)
Biological process (GO): positive regulation of GTPase activity; negative regulation of transcription by RNA polymerase II; positive regulation of transforming growth factor beta receptor signaling pathway
Cellular component (GO): cytosol
Molecular function (GO): GTPase activator activity
Source: RefSeq, a predicted model, not a curated record
CAACGAUUCAAUGUUGUCAUAUUACUGAAAAAAAAUGAAAUCACAGACACGAGUUUCUGUUUUAAAAGUUUGAAUUUCAUUGAAUUUAGGGCAGGAUGAAUGCAGUAAUUAGUAUUUGCAACUUCUGUGAAUUACAUGGACCUAGUGUGCUCUUUUGCACUCAAGCUUUUCAUGAUACUGAGGAAACUCAAUGGACUGAUGUUAAUUCAGUUGAAAGUUCAAAACCAGGUGUAUCUUUAAAAUCAUGGUAUGGGCCUUCUUUAUUUUCUCAACGUUCUGGUUUAACAGAAACUAGUUCCCCUCCUUUGAAAUCAGAUAAUUGUGAGGGGUGUACAUCUAUGACAAGUAAAAAAAGGGGUUACAUUAGUAAUGAUCAUGAAGCACGAGUGAGUUACGUCAGUAGCCAGUAUCCCUUGCAUCCUGAUGUCUUUAUUGCUGUCAGACAAGCUUGUGUCCGUAGUUUAAGUUGUGAAGUUUGCCCUGGAAGAGAAGGACCAAUAUUCUUUGGUGAUGAUCAUCGAGGACAUGUUCUUAGCCAUACAUUCUUUCUCAAAGACAGUCAAGCUAGAGGUUUCCAGAGUUGGUACAGCAUAAUAAUUGUUAUGCGUGAUAAAUUCUUUUUGCUUAACUCUUGGCAGUUUUUGGUGAAAUUUCUUCAGAAGAUAAUACAUGAACUUCAAGAAAAAGCAAAUAAAGUGUAUGCAGCUGAACAAUCUGAACAGAAUUUGCGAGCAGUACGGUUAAAUAGUGUUACAAGAAUGACAAUUGAUACUUUUCGACGACGGCGUGGUAAUAUAAAAGCCAGAUCACUGGUGGAUCUUACAAAUGAUAAAGAAGUAUUUCCUUAUCUUCACAUGUGGUUUACAUGGAUUUUGAAAGCGGGUGCCAUGCGUAUCAGUGAAAGACUAGUGGAAAGUUUCCCAAAUGAAGAUACUUUCAUUGAUCUGGAAAGGCAAGAAGAAACUGAUGAAGGGUUUAUAAAAAUUCAUCUUGCAAAGACUGAAACUGACACUUCAUCCAAUGUGAAUGAAUUAACUGAAGCUUUAGACAAUAGCCACAUUUCUUCAGACAGGGAAUCUUCAAAUGAUUCAAUUAUUUUCACAUCAGUAAGAGAACUUUUUCAGAUUUUAGGGAAAGAGAAAUUUCAUUGUUUGGCAUAUCAUACAAUUGUUGGAAAUCAAAUAAUUAUCAAAUCUAAUUUCUUACAUUUGAUGAAAUCAAUUAUUACAUGUUUGAAAGAUUUAUUGCCAAGAGGCUGCUUUCAUCCUAUUUAUUACUCUAAAACAUAUGAAGAUUCCUGGAAAUGUAAUUUCUUGGGUAUUGAACCAGAUGUUGCAAUACCUGAUCAUGUUAUUCAGUCUCAAUUGCAUAUCCAAGUUGAAGUAAAUCCCAAGUAUAAAAAUACUACUGUAUCCAGUUUAGAGGACUUUGAAAUAUUAUUUCAUACAACAGCAAUUCUUCCUGAAAAAUCUCCUCAAGUUCUGUCUGAAAUGGAAAGGGCAAUUGCAGAUUCAUCUUUUUCUCCAGCUGCAUUAGAUAGCUUUUUAUACUGUACAAAAGAAGCCUGGAUGAACAAAGUUAAAGUCUUAUUUGCAUAUUCUCGUGGUGGGCAACAUGGUGCAGAUGAGACUGCUAAACUUUUAACUGUACUUGGAGCACAGGAACAUGAUAAACUAGUAUUGAAAUUUUGGAUGACUGGAUUAAGUACACAGUAUAAAACAAGAAUUUUAUCAGCUUCUGUCCAGCAAGGAGGUUUUUCUAUUCAGAAAAGGAACUGAAUUGUUUUUAUUGUACAUAUUUUGUAUGCCUGAAUGUUUCAUAUUGUUUAUUGAAUAACUCCUUUGCAUCAAAUGUAUUGAAAUAUUUUGAUCAGAUUUCAUUUAUUUUAAUGCAUUUUAAAGUUUAUUUGAUUACUAUUUAUGUAUUCUUAUUGAAAAGUUAAGAAUUAUUUAUAAUUAUAUUUUCAUGCUCAUUAAAGAGUAUUCAUUUGCUCUUGAAAGGAAAAUGGUUCAUGUUUCUGCGCUUAAGAGAAAAUAUAUGACCAUAUUAUUCAGAUGUUGUAUAUAGUGUAAUAUUUUGCAAUAAAGAUCAUAAUAUAUUA